AUGGCAAUGCGAACGAAACAGAAAAAGGCACCGUGGGCUAAGGUAGAUGUGCACCAAGCGCCGACCUCUCCCACCGAAAUCUUCAUCAAGUUCGGGUUAAUGAGUACAGUGAGAGGCAUUCCAAGAAUCUUCAAGGCGAGGAACAGAUUUCUCUCCAUCUUCUGGGCAACUACUGUGAUCGCUUUCCUAGUAGUUUCUUUCUUCCAAGUUUAUCAAAUAGUUGACGGUUUCUUAGGCUAUAAUAUCAAACAGGAACAUAAUAUAAAACUCUCUCGGAGUGCAACAUUUCCCGAUAUCACUGUAUGCAGCUUACAGCCGUUCAGGAGUAAGAAAUCAUUGAUGAGCGACAAAGUGAAAAGAGCCGAUGCACUGAUUAAUGAGUAUUUCUUUAACGUCUCGAAACGGAUUACUAACCAGUCGUAUGAAGACUAUAUUGAGACGGAGUUCCAGUAUAAGGCUGGCAGUGUACACUGGAGUCGUGAUAAUGAUCACUACUAUGAUGACGAUGAGGCUUUACUGAACUUAGAUUGGUGGGGUGAUGCCGAUUCCGAGGGUGGGAAUGACGAAACACCAACAUAUGACUCAGGUGACACGGCUGGAUGGACAGUGCGGAACCGUAGAAAGCGGACACCAAAAAUCAACCUUGCUAAUAAAAGAGAGCACUUAGUUGAUGAUGAAACUAUGCGGAACAUUCUGAUGACAACUACUGGCCUGUACCAAAACAUUCCGAGGCAACUGCAGCAGAAGUUAGGCCACCAGAAAACGAUUAUAGAUCAGUGCAUCUACACUGUACAGACUGUAAAGGAGAAGCGCUUGGAAACAGUUAACUGUACGAUCCAGGUUUUCCACUUCCCGCAGUACUUUAAUUGUUAUACGAUUUCAUUAGGAAAAGGGAAGGGCACCGUUUUAGAAGUGGUCGUAAACUUGUUUCUGGACGAUGACGUUUCUUUGGAGUAUCCGAAACAUUACACACGCGACACAGAUUCUCAAAAACACGGCGUGAGAGUGGUGAUACAUGAUCCGUAUAGUUACCCGGAUGUUCGUCACGACGGCCAUGACGUUCCACCUGGAAUGUCAGCAAAUUUUAUUUUGAGGACCAAUAUGCGGAAGCAUUUAGCGGCACCGUACGGUACAUGUUAUAAUGACGCUGCGCCGAUAGAAGAUAUGCACGGCAAUCAGUUUAAAUACCGCAGGAAAACGUGUGAAGAUCAAGCAAUUCAGCGGAAAAUUAACAAAGACUGUCACUGCAUUGAUCCAGGUAAGAUCACAGAUCCCGUCACUUCUCGUAACCUCUCGCUUCCAAACGGGAGGCUGCCGUACUGUAUGGACAUUCGCUUCAGUAAAACGACUAUUUCAUCUCGGCUAGCAUGUAUGUAUGACUACAACAUGAAUCCACCAGGACCAGGGCUGUACAAGUGCCCAUCUCGCUGCAAACAUUACGCGUACAUUACCACAAUGGAUAUGGCCAAAUGGCCUCACGAGUCUUUUCAUCUCCCCCUGUACGAAACAGCACAACAAGACCGCAAUGUCAGCUUCCCACAUUUGGACAAAGCUAUCCAUAAAAUGAAGGAAGCAGAAUCAAACGAUACAGCAGAGCAACUAAGAGAGACAAUUGAAACUUCGGUGACCGACUGGUUGUUAAAGACGCACGUUUUCCAGCGGAACUUUGCGUCUUUGACAGUGAGGAGGCCCACUUUUGAGGUCAAUUAUAUUGUGGACAAGCCAUCCAUCGAUGCACCUACCCUGAUGAGCCGGAUUGGUGGAAUCAUGAGUUUCUGGUUGGGAAUUACAUUUAUAACGAUCAUAGAAUUCGUGGAAGUUGUUUAUGAUGCUAUUUCCCUCAUGUUAAAGAACCGUAAAAAAAGGCUUAGGCGGAAGAACCCGGAAGUGGAGAAUAGUUAUGAAGCUGAACGUUUGGGAAGAGAAAAUACGGAACGUUUAUGA
Lineus longissimus is the source of this 1944-nucleotide messenger RNA. RefSeq names its product FMRFamide-activated amiloride-sensitive sodium channel-like. Bases 1 to 1944 code for a protein of 647 amino acids. The transcript has a single exon. Gene Ontology annotation, biological process: sodium ion transmembrane transport. NCBI's taxonomy places the organism in Eukaryota, Metazoa, Nemertea, Pilidiophora, Heteronemertea, Lineidae. The record is from RefSeq and is a predicted model, not a curated record. Gene Ontology annotation, cellular component: plasma membrane. Gene Ontology annotation, molecular function: ligand-gated sodium channel activity.